Trematomus bernacchii (emerald rockcod) is the source of this 1129-nucleotide messenger RNA. Its product is annotated as polymeric immunoglobulin receptor-like. The record is from RefSeq and is a predicted model, not a curated record. Gene Ontology annotation, molecular function: transmembrane signaling receptor activity. Lineage: Eukaryota; Metazoa; Chordata; Actinopteri; Perciformes; Nototheniidae. Bases 124 to 909 code for a protein of 261 amino acids. Gene Ontology annotation, cellular component: plasma membrane. The transcript is spliced from 6 exons.
UGUUGACGGGAUGCAGAGAAGGAUGGGUUGAAUUCAUCUUUAAAUACCCUGAAGCAAAUGGAAAUUAUGAAAGAAUUGAUUUAUUAGAGGCAGAAGAAACAAUCAUAGGAAGCAUUAGGAAGGAUGUAUGAAAACAAAAGCAGAUUUCACCUGUACCAUGAUACAGAAAAUAAAAAAUUCAAAGUAAUCAUCAACCAACUUCCACAUGAGGACUUUGGGAGAUAUAUGUGUGAACUAUACGGAAAAAAGGAAUCUUCCCCUGCAAAAGUGAAACUAGGCUGGUUAUUUGCUGCUAUCAAAAACUUCAAUAGGUCUCCAACUAUUGGACAGAAUAUGACAUACUGGUGUCAAUAUCCAGAGGGUGCUCCAGUAAAGAAGUUCAUCUGUAAGGGAGAAGAUCCAUCUAUAUGUGAACAUGUAGUCAGCGCUGCCCAGAACACUGAGAGGUUUUCCAUGAUUGAUGAGACAGAGAAGAGAAACAUCACCAUGACAGUGAGAGGCGUGACAAAGGAAGACAGCGGGACAUACUGGUGUGGAGCAGAACACAUCCACUCUCUACAAGGCCAAUACUUCUACCACAGGUUUCUGAUGACUGUUGUGUCACUGGUUCCCUCUCCAACCUCACCAGCAUCGUCCCCCAUACAGCCAGCUACAGUUUCUUAUCACGGUUUUGAUCGGGCCUCUGUGUUGGAGAUCGCUUUGGCUCUCUCUUUGGAUGUGAUGCUGCUUACACUCGCAGUAUAUUUGGCCUACACGGGAUGGGCACCUUGUAUGAGUAUGAAGACAAAGCGAACAGGCCCCUCUAACUGCAAACCCGAUUCGAGUCAUUUCCUCUACCACCGGACACUCAUGUUAAGUGGGACAGCGUCAACUGAACUUCCCCUGUUUGGACUGAACCCACACAACUGAUGCAACCACAAGCUGACAUACAGGGACUGGCUGCUUGCAAUUUCGGUAACUUUGUAAUGUGGUUUGCUGUUUUACUUCAGAUGCAUUAAAAAGCUUAAGCUACACAAAAACGAGGGCACUCAUAUACUGAGCACACAGGUUUGCAUUACAUUGAAAUGGUUAAAGAGGUAUAAGUUCUCUUUUGGUCGUUCUUUUGUCCAGAUUUGAAAUAAUGAUAAUA